Carassius auratus (goldfish) is the source of this 2055-nucleotide messenger RNA. RefSeq names its product nucleosome assembly protein 1-like 4. NCBI's taxonomy places the organism in Eukaryota, Metazoa, Chordata, Actinopteri, Cypriniformes, Cyprinidae. The transcript has 14 exons. The coding region runs from base 175 to 1275 and encodes 366 amino acids. The record is from RefSeq and is a predicted model, not a curated record. Gene Ontology annotation, cellular component: nucleus. Gene Ontology annotation, biological process: nucleosome assembly.
GGGCGUCAACAUAAACAUCUGUUUGUACCUUGAUUUUGAGCUGCUGAUUUCAUCUUUGCAGUUUUGCUGCUUGUAAAAAAUUGAACGUUUAGAAUUGUAAACGUAUUAUUUAUUUCAAAUGUUUGGCUUCCUCUUACCAGCAUUUGCAAUGAAUUUCUGAGCCGUGUUAUCAAGAUGGAUGCUGACAAUGAAGCCAAAGGUAAGGUGAGCGACCAGGCGAUGCAGAACCCACAAGUGUUGGCAGCUCUUCAGGACAAAAUAGACAGUGUCUCACAUAGUGCUUCCAUCAUGGACAGCUUACCAAAGUCUGUGAAAAGAAGAGUCAAUGCCUUAAAGAAUCUUCAGGUUAACAGCACGCACAUCGAAGCCAAGUUUUACAAGGAGGUGCAUGAGCUGGAGAGAAAGUAUAGCGCUCUCUAUCAGCCGUUAUUUGACAAAAGAAGAAACAUAGUCUCUGGGGAAGUGGAACCCACUGAUGAGGAGUGUGAAUGGCAGAAUGACCAUGAGGAUGAAGCAGCAUUAGCAGAAGAUCUAAAGAAGAAAGCAGCUCUAGAGGAAAAGACAGAAGAUGCAAAUGAGGAGAAACCCAAAGGAGUUCCAGAGUUUUGGCUGACCAUAUUCCGGAGUGUGGACAUGUUGAGUGAUAUGCUGCAGGAGCAUGAUGAACCAAUACUUAAACAUCUUCAGGAUAUUAAAGUGAUAUUUUCUGGUCCUGAUCAGCCCAUGAGCUUCACUUUAGAGUUCCAUUUUGAGCCCAAUGAAUACUUCACCAACACGGUCCUCACAAAAGUAUACAAGAUGAAGUCGGAGCCAGAUGCAGAGGAUCCGUUUUCAUUUGAGGGACCAGAGAUCAUCGACUGUGAUGGGUGUCAAAUUGACUGGCACAAAGGCAAAGAUGUGACGGUAAAAACGAUCAAGAAGAAACAGAAGCACAAAGGCAGAGGUACAGCGAGGGUCAUCACCAAACAAGUGCCCAAUGACUCCUUUUUCAACUUCUUCAACCCUAUUAAAGUUUCACCAGACAGAGAGCUGGAUGAGGAUUCGGAGUACACUUUAGCCACAGAUUUUGAAAUCGGCCAUUUCUUCAGGGAAAGGAUCGUUCCGAGGGCAGUUUUGUAUUUCACAGGAGAAGCUCUGGAGGAUGAUGACAGUUUUGAAGAGGAGGAGCUGGACGAGGGUGAAGAGGAGGACCAAGAUGAGGAGGAAGAGGAUGAUGAAGAGGAGGGGGAUUCCAAGACUGGGAAUCCUCAGCCUGCAGAGUGCAAACAACAGUAAUUUGGAUCAGUCACUCCUGCCACUGUCAAACCCCAUCAGCUCACCUAGAAUCAGCUCUGUAGUGCGCCUACAUUCCCUGAUGAGCACACCAUCAAAAACAAAACAUGAUGCAGUACAUUGGUAAACUAGUUUAUUAUCCUACAAAAUGAACUUUCUAUAUUAGUUGCUAUAUUACAACACUAUAGAUAAAUUGGGCAAUUCCAGAUUACAGUUGGGCCUCAGAAUGUAGAUAUAUACAUAAAUAAAUGUACAACAAUUUUUUAAUUCAUUAUUCAGACAUAAUGACUGAAGAUAUCUCACUGCAUAGCCAAAAUAAAACAUUGACUUGCAGGUCUGAAACAGUCUUGCAAGCAUUGUUCACAUUCAAACAGAUGACAUUUUAAGACUGAAUGAAAUAAAUGGGAUCGUAUUCUAACUUCCUGUGCACAUCUAACCUUUGUGAAGGUUGCUUGUAUUUAACAUAGUUUCUUUUCUCACUUUUGAAGUGUUCUGUGUCAUCGGCAUAACUUUUUUUUUUUUUUUUUUUUUUUAUACAGCAUAUCUAUUUAUGUACUUUUUGAACAAAGCUGCAUGUUUAUGCACUUAUUUAUUUAUGGAAUCCUAGCCAGCUAGCCAGUCCAACUAAUGUUUCAGUAAUAUGUUGUAGGCAUCAACUAAUUGUGUUGCCAAGUCUGGCAUUUUGCAAUAUGGACAUCUAACAUUUCCAUUUUCAUUUCACUUUCUCUUGAAGUUCAUAAUAAAUAAAUACAUCUCUGCACUCCACUUCAUAAGUAUGCUCAA